AUGUCAUCUGUUCAACCUGGUCACUCAAACGAAUCUCACACCACUGCCGAUGGAUCUCCAGACAUGAGAUUCAAGGAGAAUGGAGGUGGAUCUCACGGCAACCAAGGCGUAGGAUUCAUAGAGGAAGGAGAUGGAACAUCUAGAUUAGUCACUGAAGGUACCGGAGAAGAUACUGGAACUUACAAACCUAGCGCUCAUGGUGGUGAGAAGAAAGACGGUGGACAAGAUAAACGUGUCAGUUCCGAUCACGGAUUCGGAGGUGAUCACGAGAGAGCUGUCGAGGCUGGACAAAAAGGUGGUUCUGCCAGUUACGAAAAUGACGGUUUGACCCAGUAA
Molecule: messenger RNA, 336 nt
Organism: Kwoniella shivajii
Lineage: Eukaryota; Fungi; Basidiomycota; Tremellomycetes; Tremellales; Cryptococcaceae
Exons: 4
Coding region: 1-336 (111 amino acids)
Source: RefSeq, a predicted model, not a curated record